UUGGAACGCUCGCGCACAGAGGGCUCGCGGCAGAUUGUGUGAGAGCGGAGCACAGCAUCCACAGCUCGUUAAGGUUGACUGACCUGCAGCUUACUCUUACAAUGGCAGCCUCUGAAGACAUCCAGGUUAAGGAGCUCGACAAGAGAGCCUCAGGCCAAGCCUUUGAGGUCAUCCUUGCCUCUCCUGCCCCAGACGCCAACUUCCCGCUGUCUCCUCCAAAGGCGAAGGACGUGUCACUGGAGGAAAUUCAGAGGAAGCUGGAUGCUGCAGAGGAGAGACGCAAGAACCAUGAAGCCGAGGUUCUGAAGCACUUAGCUGAGAAGCGCGAGCAUGAAAAGGAGGUGCUACAGAAAGCUAUGGAGGAGAACAACAACUUCAGCAAGAUGGCAGAGGAGAAGCUCAAUCAGAAGAUGGAGGCCAACAAAGAGAACCGCACAGCACUAAUGGCAGCCAUGAACGAGAAGUUCAAGGAGAAGGAUAAGAAGUUGGAAGAGGUGCGAAAGAACAAGGAAACCAAAGAGGGCACUUCGGAAGACUGAAAGUUACCAACGGGGGAUUGUACAGGGUUUUUUACGUAUCCAAAGAUUGAUUUAUUUUUUGUUUUGGCCAGUAUUUUUGUUGUGUUCACUACCCACCUUUUUGAAAUAAAUACAAGUUCCACUUUGUGAAUUUUUCAAUUCUCCUGCUAUAAGUGUACUUGCGCUGGUUUUACAUGUGCAUAGUUUCCCCCCCCCCACCUGUUUAGUCUAAUCCAUUUGAUAUGUAGCUUGUCAGUGCAGCUUCUGCCCUUUUUGAAAAUAGCAGUGUGUACUUAUCCCUUUUGAGGAAGCAUGUUUCUAUGCAUAGGUCUUUUAUCCCUGCCUAUUUCAUAGUGAAUCUUGUUCCUGUGAAUCACACCUGUUCUCAGCACUUCCUGUAUAUUUGAAAAUGAAAAAAAAGUAGCACAAUUGGAAUCAAGGCGUCGGCUGUUAUACAUGCAGGUGUUAGUGCGGCUUUGCUACCCAGACUCUGCUAGUUUUGCUCCUGCACAUGUUUCGUGCCGCCGCUGCUUUUAUUCGCUUUUGUAAAAAUAUGGAGUUGUCUAAAAAGCACAUGACUUCUUGCUGUAUAGCUGUGAAAUCAAACAUGUUGGACAUGAAAACGGUUAACAUCAUGAAUAUCAGUGAAUAGGGGUCUACACAUGGAAUGCAAAAGAGCAAUACACUUUGGCAUCUCAAUAGAUACAGUGGCUAGUUGACUUGAACUGUUGUACUAAAACAAAUAAAAAAAAACAUGCAAACACAA
Cheilinus undulatus (humphead wrasse) is the source of this 1284-nucleotide messenger RNA. RefSeq names its product stathmin-like. Gene Ontology annotation, cellular component: neuron projection; cytoplasm. The record is from RefSeq and is a predicted model, not a curated record. The transcript has 5 exons. Bases 102 to 539 code for a protein of 145 amino acids. Gene Ontology annotation, molecular function: tubulin binding. NCBI's taxonomy places the organism in Eukaryota, Metazoa, Chordata, Actinopteri, Labriformes, Labridae. Gene Ontology annotation, biological process: neuron projection development; regulation of microtubule polymerization or depolymerization; microtubule depolymerization.